Molecule: messenger RNA, 1146 nt
Organism: Peromyscus maniculatus bairdii (prairie deer mouse)
Lineage: Eukaryota; Metazoa; Chordata; Mammalia; Rodentia; Cricetidae
Source: RefSeq, a predicted model, not a curated record
GCUCCUGGAGUGACAGUCCCUACAAAAGAUAAUGACAAAAUACAGGCUUGUGGUGGUGGGUGCUGGAGGUGUGGGAAAGAGUGCCCUGACCAUCCAGCUGAUCCAGAAUCAUUUUGUGGAUGAAUAUGACCCCACCAUAGAGGAUUUCCAUCGAAAACAGGCGGUCAUUGAUGGGGAAACAUGUCUGCUGGACAUCCUAGACACAGCAGGUCGGGAGGAAUGUGGUGCCGUGAGGGACCAAUGCAUCCACACGGGGGAGGGUUUCCUCUGUGUGUUUGCCAUCAACAGCACCAAGUCCUUUAACAACAUCCAUCAGUACAGGGAGCACAUCAAAUGGAUAAAAAACUCAGAUGAUGUGCCAAUGGUGCUGGUGGGGAACAAGUGUGACUUGGCCUCUCGUACUGUUGAGUCUCAGCAGGCCCAGGAACUUGCCCGCAGCUAUGGCAUCUCCUACAUUGAAACAUCAGCCAGGACCCGGCAGGGUGUGGAGGAUGCCUUCUAUACACUUGUACGUGAGAUUCGGCAACACAAACUAUGGGAGCUAAACCCUCCUGAUAAGAGUGGCCCUGGCUACAUGAGCUGCAAGUGUGUGCUAUUGUGAUAUCAGAUGGCGGUACUCCAGUCAAUGGUCAUUCUGCUCUUCCUGGCUCCUGCUACAGCCCAGAGAUCUCAUUCCCACACCACCACUGCCCCCACAUCCUUCGGCCUCCCCAUCUUCCCUGCAGCAGCCUCUGACACCCACCCCAGGAUAACUCUACCACCUGCUUCCAGUAUCCGCUACCACUUCACAGGGCCCUACUAUUGGCUCCUUGACGUCCUCAGAGCCUGGGGACAAUGGUGACUAUUCCAAGAUGGUCUUUAGUGUGGCCACGCCCCACUGCCAUAGACCAACCUGCACUUCUGCCACAGCCCUCACAUGCACAACCAAUGGUCCAGCACCCUGGGGCUGAGGUUAAAACUGUCUUUUCUGCUGCUGUUGCUGAGUGAAGCCCCGCUGGACCUCUACUUCUCUAGGGAUGCUUAUUGAGAGAGGCUGUAUGUGGAACAGCGUAUGGCAUACCUCUGCUCUAUGCUCCUGAAGAAGUCCCCAGCUUUCACUUGGGCCAGCAUCUUUCCGCACAUGGCUGCAUGAAGAUGAUUGGAUCU